CACAGAGUUUGGCUGGUUGCCCACAAAUUAGCGAGAAAAAGUCCUCCAUACGAAAAGACGCCUCCAUUUCAGCACGACAAUCAGAACCGAAUAGCCCACUCUCGCCAAAGGAAAGGCAACACAACAUAAACAUUCAACGCACUACACGGCAAGCCAUUAUUUCGGGUAACUAUGGUUGACACCCAAAGGGAUGUGCCGAUUAAGUCGGCCCUCAUCGAGGCGCUGGUGGUGAUGAAGAUCGUGAAGCACUGUUCGUCACAAUUUCCCACGACAGCGACGGGAUCGAUUGUGGGAAUGGAUAGCAAUGGAGUUCUCGAAAUCACGAACGCCUUUCCCUUCCCGACUAUCGAUGUUUCCACUACCGACAGCCACCAGAACGAUGCGUCAAGUCUUGCGGCGGCGGCGCCUCGCGCAAAGGCCAACAUCGUCUACCAAAAUGAAAUGAUCAAACACCUCAAGGAAGUCAACGUGGAUGCGAACAAUGUGGGAUGGUAUACUAGUGCGACUAUGGGCAAUUUCAUCAACCUCAGUUUCGUUGAGAAUCAGUACCAUUACCAGAGGGAAAACGACAAAACUGUUGCGCUUGUUCACGAUGUGAGCCGUAGCUCACAGGGCGCACUGAGCCUCCGCGCCUUCAAGCUUUCUACCGAAUUUAUGGCGGCAUACAAGGAGGCGAAAUUCACCACAGAUAGCCUCCAAAAGUCAAAGCUUACAUUCAAGGACAUCGUUGUCGAGGUUCCUAUUGUUGUCCACAAUUCGCACCUCCUCACAUCGUUUCUACACCAGAUACCUGCCUCGCCAGAUAGUGCGGAGAUUCCCCUUCCCGCAUCACUCGAUGACAUUCGACGGGAUCCUGCAAAGAUUCCAGCGCACCCAUCAUUUGAUACGCUGGAUUUAUCUAUUGACCCAUUUCUCGAGAAGACAUGCGACCUGCUCCUUGAUAGCAUCGAGGCACACUAUACUGAUCUCAAUAACCACCAAUAUUAUCAGCGCCAGCUCACUCGUGAGCAGUUCAAGAUCACGCAAUGGCAGACAAAGCGGAAGGCAGAGAAUGCGGCGCGGGUGGCGGCCAAGCAGCAACCGCUGCCUGAGGAUGAGUGGCAGAGACUUUUCAAGUUGCCCCAGGAGCCCAGCCGCUUAGAGGGUAUGCUCAAUGCUCGGCAGGUAGAGCAGUACAGCAAGCAGGUCGAUGGGUUCACAGCGAGCAUCACGGCUAAGAUGUUUGCUGUCAGAGGGAACCUGCUGCCAGAGUGAUGUGGGCUAGUUGAGAGGUGCGUUGAUAGGGAGGUGGUGGUGGCUGGGAGAAAUUCGGGAGGAGACCAUGAAUUGUGGCCCGGGGGUCUUUGGCAUUGGGUUUGGCGUUUCGGGCUGUAAUGUCGGUUGUUGAUAUCUUAUUACCGAAGCUUGGCCUUUGCCUCACUAUCAGCGCACCUCCGUAUUGUAAAGUCACAGCACCAGGAAUUAGCACAUGUUCCUUCCCAAUUCUUAUUGAGCUGAUCAAGAUGGUUUUCGUGUCUGCAUUUGGGUCACGAGGAAACCGCCCGGUGACUUGCAUUUUUGGGCUUGCCGAGAUAUUUACAGUCUUUAGCCAUGGCCGGGAUAAGAGUGAGAUAUUAAAACCUGCUUGCAUUCUACUGCGUGUGUGGCAACCCUAGGUAUUACUCGCGAGGUCGUUUCAGUCUCGAGGUCC
Lasiosphaeria miniovina is the source of this 1690-nucleotide messenger RNA. RefSeq lists its product as uncharacterized. The coding region runs from base 172 to 1254 and encodes 360 amino acids. NCBI's taxonomy places the organism in Eukaryota, Fungi, Ascomycota, Sordariomycetes, Sordariales, Lasiosphaeriaceae. The record is from RefSeq and is a predicted model, not a curated record. Gene Ontology annotation, molecular function: translation initiation factor activity; protein binding; metallopeptidase activity. The transcript has 3 exons. Gene Ontology annotation, cellular component: cytoplasm; eukaryotic translation initiation factor 3 complex; eukaryotic 43S preinitiation complex.